GUAUGUUAUUUCGUCCGCGUUCACAGCACGACACACACUCAUAAAAUCCUGUCUAUUCUCCACAAUUCCAUUACACAUUCCUACAUUUUCUCUCUAAAUCUCUCUAAACAAACACAACUUAAAAUGGGAGUGCAGAAGAGAACGUCAGUGCUGGAGGAUCUGAUCAAGAAAGCCGGAGGUUGUGCGGUGGUUGACGGCGGAUUCGCCACCCAGCUCGAGCGACACGGCGCUGCCAUUAACGACCCGCUCUGGAGUGCGCUUUGUUUGAUCAAAGACCCUGAGCUCAUCAAAAGGGUUCAUUUGGAAUACUUGGAGGCUGGUGCUGAUGUUUUGGUUACUUCUUCUUACCAGGCUACUCUACCUGGAUUUGUGUCCAAGGGACUGAGUUAUGAAGAAGGAGAGUUGUUAUUAAAGAAAAGUGUUAAAUUGGCGGUUGAAGCCCGUGAUAAGUUUUGGGAUGCUGUGAAUAGGAAUCCAGUACAUGGAUAUAACCGAGCUCUGGUCGCAGCUUCUAUCGGAAGCUAUGGGGCUUAUCUAGCUGAUGGCUCGGAAUACAGUGGAUAUUAUGGUCCUGAUGUGAAUCUCGAAAAGCUGAAGGAUUUUCAUCGACGCAGAUUGCAAGUUCUUGCAGAAGCAGGUCCAGAUUUAUUGGCGUUUGAGACAAUUCCCAAUAAACUCGAAGCACAGGCCUGCAUUGAGUUGCUUGAAGAAGAAAACAUCAACAUUCCAUCUUGGAUUUGCUUUAGCUCUGUGGAUGGAGAAAAUGCGCCUUCUGGGGAGAGUUUCCAGGAGUGCCUUGACGUAAUAAAUACGAGCAACAAAGUGGCUGCAGUUGGAAUUAAUUGUGCACCUCCCCAUUUUCUCGAGAGCCUGAUACGCGAAUUUAAGAAAUUAACCGAGAAGUUCAUAGUUGUUUAUCCGAAUAGCGGUGAGAUAUGGGAUGGCAAAGCUAAAAGAUGGCUGCCAUCAGCCUGUUUUAAUGACGAUAAAUUCGAGUUGUUUGCAAGAAGAUGGCAUGCCUUAGGAGCUAGCCUCAUCGGAGGCUGCUGUCGAACAACACCUUCGACCAUUCGUGCCAUUUCAAAGGUUCUAAAAGAAAGUGAUUAACCAGAGUUGUUGGCUAAGUUCUUUAAUCCAAUGGUUACCAUUAAUUAAUUAAUUAAUUAGAUUUUGCAAUUGUUCUUUUGUCAUAUAGGCAGGCAUAUAAAUCAAUUUUGCAAAGUCUUAUUUACCAUUCUUACAUGUUAAGUUAUGUAUACCCUUUUGGGUGCUGUAUCACAGCAAGCUAAUGUUUUUUUUA
Molecule: messenger RNA, 1300 nt
Organism: Mercurialis annua (annual mercury)
Lineage: Eukaryota; Viridiplantae; Streptophyta; Magnoliopsida; Malpighiales; Euphorbiaceae
Product: homocysteine S-methyltransferase 1
Exons: 7
Coding region: 124-1107 (327 amino acids)
Biological process (GO): S-methylmethionine cycle
Molecular function (GO): zinc ion binding; S-adenosylmethionine-homocysteine S-methyltransferase activity
Source: RefSeq, a predicted model, not a curated record